GCGGCGCACUACAAAGUGCUGCCUUACAAAGCCGUUUGCACGCCACGAUAAUAUGUCACGUGAUCUCUUCGCCAUUACGCAUUUUCAUUGGAUUAGACGGGGAGUUGCAGUAAUUUGUUCUUUCAUUUUCUAUAGGAUUUCCUUGAUACGAUCGAAAUGUAAUUGAAAAUACCCCGGAUGUAAACAUCUAAAUAUAUAUUCCACGUGGUAUUGUUUACAACUACGAGCACGUGUUUAUGGAAUCGCUGUUACUGUCUUUCCUUGGGAUAAUGGUGGGCAUGACACACGCAUGUCCAGAGGUAUGCAGGUGCUCAGGAAAAACACUGGACUGUAGCCUCAGAGAGCUGACUGACUGUCCUGUUGUAGUUGAGGAUGAUUUUCAGAUUUGGAAUUUUAGUGGAAAUGAAAUACCUAGCUUAACAUCCAGAAGUGUUAUAAAUAGUGUCACCAACGUUGCAAAUGUUCUUGAUAUUAGCAACAAUAAAAUCACAAUCGCUGAAGAAAACUUUUUUUUGAACUUCAAAAACUUGGGGGAGUUGCGGAUUUCAAACAACAAUGUGAAUAAUUUUGGAUUCAUCCUUCCUCCAGCACUUGAAAUACUAAUAGCUAGUAAUAAUUCAAUUCAAAGAUGGCCAGAUAUUAAUUUACUGCAGCUGCAGCAUUUAAAGAAAGUUUAUUUUGAUCAUAAUUUUCUCAAGAGUGUGAGCUGUUCCUCAGAUACUAACUUAAUAUUUAAUAGACUUGAAAAAUUAGACCUAUCCUCAAAUAAAAUUGAUCACAUAGAUAUUUGUGUAUUGCAAAGCAUGCCUAUUUUACAUGAAUUAGAUAUAUCAUUUAAUAAAUUGGAGACAUUAACAGAUGGAUUAUUCAACUCUAAUGCACAAUUAGAGAGGCUAGAUUUUUCUGAUAAUUUGCUAAGAAGCAUUCCAAAAGGAAUUUUUGAAAAACUACCAAAUCUUGCCAUCUUGUUAUUGUCAGGAAAUAGACUUGUGACUUUUCCCGUACAACUGCCUAUACUUGAAGUUCUGGAUCUUUCAUUUAAUCAGAUCUCCAAUAUCAGGGAGCAUAACAAAGAGAAUGUCUACCCCCACGAGUUUCUGUUCCUGGGGGGAAACCCAUUUCAUUGUGACUGUGGAGUUCAGUGGCUAAAAGAAUUCCUGGACACAAGAGAAUAUCAGUUGCAUUACUUGAACAUUCCAGAGGAAAAGUUCAUUCCUGUGUGUCAGAGUCCAUCUGAUUUGAUGAACGAAUCCUGGAAUUACCUAAGUAGUGAUUUGUUUGUAUGCGAUUUCCAAAACCCUCGAAAGGAAACGGAGUUUGACGAUUUAGAAAUUCAAAAGAAACUGGAAUUAGAAGUGGUUGACAUUGGAGAUACGUCGGUCAAGUUACGAUGGAAUAGUUUUCGGGACAUGACUGUAGCCGAGUCGACUUACCAGUUAAAAUACCAUCAAUUUGGCCACAAAGAUAAACAGACCACACACACCUUUAGAUCCCCCUCUUUGUCAUAUAUUCUCCAGAAUCUCACAGCUGGUACAGCCUAUGUUAUUUGCCUAAGAGAGCUUGUCACAUAUUCAGAGAACUUAGAAUUUGACUGUGUAGAGAUUAUAAUGAAAGAGGACAAUGUCCUAUUUGCAUAUAUGAUUUUUGCAUGCAUAUUGUCAAUGUUGUUUUAUGUCUUCAAGGUGUGAGUAAUAAAACUUUAAAUGUC
Ostrea edulis (European flat oyster) is the source of this 1708-nucleotide messenger RNA. Its product is annotated as slit homolog 1 protein-like. Bases 237 to 1688 code for a protein of 483 amino acids. Gene Ontology annotation, molecular function: protein binding. The transcript has 2 exons. Lineage: Eukaryota; Metazoa; Mollusca; Bivalvia; Ostreida; Ostreidae. The record is from RefSeq and is a predicted model, not a curated record.